GAGAGAUCAGUGCCAAUUGUGAGCUGAGAUGUGGCGGACGCGUUCGGUUUGGCUGUUGCUGUUGUGCGCGACGGGCGCUGCGGCUGUCUGCGAUUUGCGCAUCGGGGAGCCGAAGCCGAUCGUGGUGAAGAAGUUCGGCAGCAAGACGGCCGUGGUGAAGCGCUCAUUGACAGACAUCCAGCUGUCGCCGAACGAGUCAAUCACCUUCCACUGCCCCACUGGUAUCAGCGUGUCGCAGAGCAGCGGCCAGCCGGUCAAGAUCAAUGCGGAUACGGCGGAGCUGCUGUGCACGAAUGAUGGCAUCUAUUUGGACGAACGUCAGAUCAUACAGCAUCGCAGCAGCGCCACAGUCUACUGCAGCGGCGGCUUCACCCAGACCCUGUACGAAAGCAAUCGCCAGCUGCGCGGCUGCCCGGCCGCCGACGCAAUGACGCUGAUCAUCGGCUACAAGCUGAACGGACUGCCGGACGUGAAGCAGCUGGGCAUCUGCUAUGAUCUGGGCACCUCACGGCCGCGCUUCGUCAGCUACCUGGCGUACGCGCCGCGCAACGCGCUGCUCGAGCGGCAGACGGGCCAGGAGCUGGACCGUCUCAAGCUGGACACCUAUCUGGGCAGCUUGAGCAAAUACUUUCGGUUUCCCACCAACUCGGAUUUCCAGCAGAUGGUCGGCAAUCAGAAGCAGCUGGGCCAACUCUACGAUGGCAAACUGUUCGAGUACGGCAGCCUGCUGCAGGAGCCGCAGCUGAGCAAAGAGCUGAGCAGCUACGCCGAUAUGCUGAGCAUUGUCUGGCUGCGUGCGCUGCGCACGGGCAAUUGGCAGCACUGGCUGGACGCUUUGCGCAGCGCCAAUGGCUACACUGACGCCGCUGCUGCUGCUGCUCCUGCUCCUGGUGCGGGGACCUCCUGCAGCAGACAGUUUGAUGUGCGCCUGGGCGUUUCGGGCGUGGCAACGCUGCCCAUUGCCGAAAGCUGCAAUGCCAGUCGCUCGCUGCUGCUGCUGGACAGCGCUGGCAAUGGCAUGCCUGUGCCGGCGCACAUCUGGGCCCAUGUUCGAGCGCUGCACCCAACGGGAACUACUGCCGAUGAGUUUGUUGUUGUCGCACACAAUUCACCAUACUACUCUGUAGCGGAGCUCGGCUCGUUCUGUGCGGACAUUUGUGCUGAGAUACCCUGGCUGCGGGAGAGCCUCUUUGGGCAGCUGCAUUUGGUGCCUCAGUACGGCGUCGUCAAUUGCUGUCGCAUGGAUCAGCUGCAAAAGCUAGUUGACUUUUCGUCUCCAGCGGCAGCGGCAGCGGCAGCAACGCCGACAGCAGCGACGCCGCCGAUACCGACGUUGAAGCCUUGAAUAUAAA
This is a messenger RNA of Drosophila navojoa, 1352 nucleotides long. RefSeq lists its product as uncharacterized. The record is from RefSeq and is a predicted model, not a curated record. NCBI's taxonomy places the organism in Eukaryota, Metazoa, Arthropoda, Insecta, Diptera, Drosophilidae.